UUGGUUCUACGGCCCCGUGCGGGGGCAACAGUUACCCGCAAUGAUUAUUGGUGGUGGCCCAGAACGCGCGCAUUCGGAGUGAAGACCGGGAUUUGUGGCGUUCUUGCACGUUGCGGAGGUGUGAAAACAUGCUCGAUUCUACCCGAUCGGUUGAGCAAUCGUAUGUUGUGGGUCAGGAAAAACUCUCAGCGCAAAACUCAAGAUUUAAUAGUGGCAGGAGAAGGGAGGAAGGAGCACGAAAGGGUGCGCGUGGUGGGGUCAACGGGUUAUGUGGUGUAGUAGCUAGGCGGUGUGUGUUAGUAGAUGGUUCUUUGGUGCUAGUGCGUUGAGCCGAGAGAGUGUUCUGCGCAAGCGUAUGCCAACGAUCCGCUUCUACAUCCCCCUAGCGAGCAAGUUGUGUGUUGAUCGAUCACGAAUAAUCCACGUCGUUGCCCUUCGAUCGCUCCAGCCCUUUCACUUUCAUCGUGUCCCACGUGCAACAGUCGUGCAAAGACCUUCCGGAGUCAGAAUAAACACAAAAAUUCUAACCAAGGUCGUCGUCGUCGCCGUAGUCAUCUGAGAUGAGGCAUGUGAGAUGUGAUCUUUGCGGUUUGGGAUGCUCACGAAAUCGUCACGAAUCUCACUAGAUCGCAGUGUUUAACGCACACAACCGCUCGGUUCGCGUGAAUAUCGUCGGAUUCCACCAACACACAAAUCUCACGUUUUCACCAGAGGUUUGAUCGUAAAGUUACUUUUUUUUCUAACCGUUUGCCUGCAAAACCAGUGCCCGUAUUUUAUCGUUAUCGUUGCGGGUAGAUACAUGCACGAGUGAUCCUUUUUCCUUUAAAAACACUCGCGAGAACGUAUACCUGUGUUCGUUUUCAUCAACCCGCGCUGGGCUACUUCCGGUCUUCCGGAAGCGGCAUUAAUGGCGACAUCCUGUGAUUCGCGAUCGUUACAACAAUUCACGAGAGUGCGAGUGAGUGUGAGGUGGACUCUCUUUUAGUUCUAUCGGACCGACACCAACUACAAUUAGUAGAAAAUGGUGUUAUAAUGAGUUGAAUUCAUUUCAUUUUAGUGUAGUGCGGUGAUUAGAUGUGAAGAAGCAGAAUCGCGUGCCCGGCCCGCGAUCACGGAACGCGUACCAACGCGUGCCAGCAGCCUGCUCCAAAUGUGCUGGCCAAUAGGAAAUAGGCCAACUUAUCUACAUUUACCAAUCCCAUAUGCCGCUUGUUCCACGUGACUAACCGGACAAAACAGUGCAGCAGCGUAUAGAAAUUGUACCGGCACCUCAAUCACAGCCGGCCUACCUGUUAUCUAUAUCGCCCGUUAACCUCGGGACCCUUAUCUUCGCCCCUUCGGUACGGAACUGGUCCGGCGCUACAGUUGUUGCAUUUUCGGAACUAUUCCGUUCCGGCAAUCGCAAAAACAUAAUCGCAGGUGGUGGAGCAUCAUCCUGCCGGCCAUUCCCACGGGCUGCACCUUGCGUUCGCGCAGCGUGUGAGUAAUGACGACCGAACGGCAGGCACAGCAUCACCGUCACCACCAUCACCACCCACAUCUGUCCACGAGAGUAUGUUUUGAUGCAUUAUCGGUGUUGAAUAAUGUAAAUCUCGUGGAAAAUGUGUGCAGCAUCUGCGGCGCAUCCCACUACACCCAGAACUGUCCAGAGUACGUCAAAGGAGAUCAUGUUAAGGAUAAGCCAUCGCUUAACCUGUCAAGGUCAUCGGUGCCCAAUGGGCUACUGAUAAUGGACACACCGGACGGGGGUAGCUGCGUAGUCACGUCACAGAAGUUCGCCAAAGGAACUCGGUUCGGUCCGCUGCUCGCCCAACGUUCGUACGUCCCGGUGCAGGAUAUUCCGUUUCCGCUCGUCCUAUUCGCCGCUCCCUACACGUACCAGGGUGAGGAAGAAGAGUAUAGCCGGGAGCUGCAGACGCUGUUCAGCAGUGGUCGUAACAUCCAUCUGGACACCCGCAACGAAGCAAAGUGCAAUUGGAUGAUACACGUUAGUUUGGCACGGUUUUCGAACGAGCAGAACCUCAUUUGCUAUCAGGAGAACGACGAAAUCUAUUACACCGCCGUGAAGGACAUCGAGCUGGGCGACAUCCUGCGGGUGUGGUACUCGCGAAGCUACGCCGCAAAAAUUGGAGCCUCCCUGUUGGAGCCAAGUCCGUACGAUAUCUGCAACAAUAUUCUACGCUCCGUCAGCAUGGAUUAUGGGUUCGAGUUGGACAAGACCGUGACUGGUAGUUUUGGUGUGGAGGAGUUUAAUGGUUCACCGACGGGCAGCUCAAACUCGUUCGGUGGAAGUAACGGUCCCAGCAGUGUUUCUACCAUCGGUAGUGGUCCGUCUUGUGUUGGUGGGCGAAUUACCAGUGGUAGCAACAGCGUCAGCAGCAGCAGCAGCAGUACUACAGCGUGUCGUCUACUGUCCUCUGCAUACGAGGAUCACUGCACCGGAGCCCAUCAUCAUGCGGGAGUCUGCGUUGAAAGUGGUCUCGCUGAUAUCGAUAGCAACAACAAUAGUGGCAGCUUCUGCGCAUCGAACGGUGUUCCAUUUGGUGGUGGGACGGGUCAGUGCAACGGGGAAGUUUCUAACAUCGCAUCGACCUCGGCAUACGAUAAGGUAUCGUUACCGCCCAUCGAUAGCUUGAUGAAGACGACCUCACCAAAUUAUCACAGCAACACACCGCAACAUCAGCAGCACCUGUUCGAUAUGGAUUUGCUAGCGGGUGAUGUACCGCACACCGCCUCCAUGUCCUCCAUGCACCACUCCGUGGAUGGGACGGAUUUAAUGGAAGGCUACUUCAGUCAUAGCUCAUUCACCCAUUCUAGUCACCAGUUGACGGCAUCUCAGCCACUUGAUCAGCACCAGCAACACGUGCAGCAAUCGCAUUUGGCUCAGCAACAGCAGCAACACCAGCAACAGCAACAGCAACAGCAACAUCAGCAGCUGCUAACUUUCCAGCAAGACUUGCAUCAACAUAAUCAGCAACUUCUUCAGCAACAGCAGCAGCAACCGCAGCAGCAUACCGACUUGAUAUCUGGCUCGCAAGAAGAUGAUCUUCGAUUUGUACGGCAGCUAAGCGCACAGUUUGAACAACACCAACAUGCCGGCCACCAAUCGCUGGAACUGCAUCAGCCGCAGCAACAGCAACAGCAACAACAACAGCAACAGCAACAACAACAACAACAGCAACAACAACAGCAACAACAACAGCAGCAACAACAGCAGCAGCAACAACAGCAGCAGCAACAGAUGCUCGACUAUCACCCAACAUCCGCCUGUCUCCCGGACGAUACGUUGAGCCCCGCGGAUUUGAUCAACAUUUCGCUUGGUGCCAGUGAUAUGAACAUUUCGUUCGAUUCGUUCGGCGACAAUAGCGGUGGCCAGCUGCUGGGCUACGAUGCCGUCAGUGACGAUGGUCCGGAUGGUGUGAGCUUUUGCGAAUCUAGCUUUGCCCUACUUGCUACUCCGGGUAGUGGUAGUAUCGGUGGUGGAGCCGGUGAUAUGGUUGGUGGCUUGGAGAAGCUCCACAGCCGCUUCUCAUCCUCUUCGGAUUCGUUGAUCACACUGCACGAUGCCGCUGGAUGUGGUUUAGGGUUGACCGCUGACACGCCACCUGCUUCACUAGCACCACCGUCCACACCGGGUACAGUUGCACCAGCACUGCCGGCGGAGGUGGCAGAUGCAGACAAGAAGUACGUGUGUGAGGUAUGCCUGCGGAAGUACAUGACCAAAUCAAACCUCGAUAAGCAUGUACGCAAACAUAAUCUAUUCCUGUGCGUGUUCUGCAUGAAGCUGUUCCAGCAGGCGGACGAAAUGAAGGAUCACGAGUGUAGCGAACGGCGAACCAAGUCUGCCUAUCUGCACUGUCCCAAGUGCCUGAAAGUGUUAUCGAACUCGUGGUCUUUGCAACGUCAUAUGAAAAUCCAUAAAGACCUCACCCAGGAUGGCGCUGGGGUAACACUCGAUGAACUGGCGGUAGCCGUGGUCAAGGUUGAGAAAGAUCUGCCAGCCUUUGAGGAUCUAUCCAGUGCAACGCCACCAAGCGAGGAUCUCAAGCCAACGAGCGCCAUCGUAGUUCCGUUCGAGAGAAACGUGAUGCUGUCGAUGGGGCACGAAAUUAAGCAGGAAAUGUUCGAUACAGAAGUGAGUUUAAUGGCAGACCAACGACAGCAGCAGCUUCCGGAACCGGUUGCUAUCAAAUCGGAACCAGCUGGCGGCAAAACAGGCUCAUCGUCGUCACCUCCAACAUCUCCUCAAACACCGGCAGUCGUCUCCGCUUUACCUAGUACGAGCUCUAGUGCGGCCGCAAACACGACCUCGAGUCAGGAUAUGCUCACCAACGUACAGGCACCGAAUGGAAAGCAGCUCUACAAGUGUAUCGUGUGCUCGAAGCUAUUCAAAAACCCGAACGCACUCGAGAAACAUCUGCGUAAGGUUCACACCGUGUACACCGUAUCGAAUGAUCACAAAUCCGAGAAGAAGGUGCUGAGCCAGAUCAAUCAAAAGAAAACGUCACCGAUUAAACCGGCUAUUGCUAAAGCACUGGCCACGAAGCUAUCCCAGAAAAGCAAAAAACAAGAAGAGCUAAACGCUGCAGCGGCAGCAGCUGCAGCAGCAGCAGCAGCAGCGGCUGCCUCAGGUUCGGAUUCAAAAAAUACGCUGGAUGGUACUGUCGCACUGGUUAAUGCGAACAGUGUGGUGCAACCACCAUUACCCGUACAAGAACAUCACAUACCGAGAGUAGCUUGCAUGGAACCUGCUUCUUCACAAAUCCCGUCCCGACAAAAUGCGAAGAAAAAAGCGACAUCAAAUGGCGAAGGUGGCGAGAAGAGCAGCAAUUCCGCUAACCUCUCAAUCCCCGGAACCACCAAUGGUAGGCAACAUUCGAUUGUUGGCGGUUGUAACCGGCAAGGCGGAUCGAAUACGAAGGAACCACAUACGGCAGCUUCUUCAUUGCCUGCAGCCACACCAUCCGCCAAAUCACACAGCAUCAUCAUUAUCUCGAACUUAGAACUGACGAACAACAACUUGAUCGAUACCAGCCAACUUUUUCACGGUGGAGCGGCCGGAUCGGGUGGCGCUACUAGCAGCAAUACUUUGGGGAACAAGAUCGAUUUGAAAGUAUUAAAUGCAACGGAUAAAUUGCCUAAAUUGGUACCGAUUUCGAACCAUCAUCACCAUCAAUCGACUAUCGUUGGGAUGGGCGGUACGACAUUACAGUUGUCGGCGAGUGGAGGAGGAACGAUAAUGGUACCACCGCAAGCGACACCAGCAUCCGCAGUUAACAUAACUGAUUCGAAUGUCCAAAGUGGUAUCGGUCAGCAGGUGGAUAGUGUGUUCUCUUCGACCGGUACGACCGCCGGAGAUGUCGAUGCAGGUUGUGGGUUCUUGAUAGAGGAUAUCUCUAACGCUGGAGGUAGUAUGAGUUCGGCUUCCACGUUGCACGAAUCGCAGCUAGGCACGUUGCCUUCUGCCAAGCAGACGCAGAGCAAUGAGGGAUUAAACGGAGAGGACGAUCUAUCGAACUAUCAACUGAAGCGCCAUAUGGAAAUCCACGACAGUGUGUACUACACUUGCCCAUAUUGUGAUCGUGGCCCGCUGAAAGCAAAGGCGUCACUCCGUAAGCAUCUCUACAACGUACAUCCGGAACGUGCUCCACCAAAAGAGCAAAUUAACAAGUUCAUCUCAACGCUGGUUGUAACGGAUGAGACCGUUUUGCGUGAGCUGGCGAUAAAGAAUGAGCAGAAAAUUCGUAACAAGUGCGCCAAAGUGCAAGCCAAACAAGUGCAGCAACAACAGCAACAGCAACAGCAACAACGGCUACAACACAAUGCUCAGAAACAAAGACAGCAGGAAACCCGACGAAACCUAGAAAGCACUAGCCAUUCGUCUCCGAUAACCCUUGUAGCUAACGGCACAGGAACAUCCGGUGGCAUGGUGUUGUAUGAGAAUGGGUUUCCAGGUUCGGUGUUGAGCGAAGAGGGUGAUGAUAUGCUUUCCUUCAAAACCAUAUUUCCAUCCGAAGGCAGCAUCGGAGAGUCAUCGAUUGAUCAAAUGGAUCACGGUUCGCUUGAGAACUGCGAUCAAAGCAGUACGUGCAGCAGUAGUACCAAUCAUAUUUCCCUGUCCGGAGCCAGCUCGAUGGCAAGCCACGAGGAGGACAAAAAACGAAAAUCCAGCCAUAGUAAUGAGCAACAGCGGUCGAACCGGUCGCAGCAACAUCCGGUUGGUAGUGGUGGCAAUGGACGAAACCACAGUCUUGCUGAUGGUGGGCUUAUGGUUGGUGAGGGGAAAAGGAUGAAGAUGAUGAGCUGUCCGUCUCCGGUUGCUGGGCAUCGAUCAACGCACCUCGCCGGUACGAGUGGCGGCCCGAUGAACGAUGGUACUAUUGCACCCAGAGAAUCUGGCUUCGGUCGAUGCAGUAAUGGUGGCACAAUUGUUGGUGGAGCAACAACCAACAGCGCACUGAAUGGCACAGGCACAGGGCUUCGCUAUUUACGUAAGAAUCAUUCGCAGUCUACUGGAGCAUCAUCGUUGGAUGCUGUGAGCGCUGGAGGAUCGGCAUCUGGUUCGCUCGUCACCGUCCCGCAUGGACACAAUUCACAGCCUCAAGGUUCGCUAGUAGUGGAUGGUGGCGGUGCACCUCAACUUAACCUCGACAGUCUGUUUGGCAACAUUUCGAUCGAUAACUACGAAUUUGAUGAUAACACAACGAUCCAAUCGUUCAGUUUAAUCGAGGAAAAGUUUAAAACAUCGUUCGACCAAAUCCAAGAAAAAUUGGAUGCCGAGCUUCCGUUCGACGAGGAGCAAAUCAAAUGGCAGAACAAUCUGAUGGCAAACGAUUCAUCGAGCGAAAUUGGUGACAAGAUGCUGAACGGCGAAGAGAAUAUGAUGCUUAUCUAAGAUUGGACUUAAUACGAUGUUGAAAGUGCAGGUUAGCAGGAGGUGAAUCCAUUUCUUUCAACAAACUCCUUUAACGCCGCCGAAGAAUGAGCGCUAAAUUGUCAUACUUGGUGCUUGUUUUCUGCAGCAGAGAUAUUUCGCAUAACCAAUCCUUUGAAUGGCCUAUUCCUCUUAUUAAUAUUUUGAACAUCUACUUGAUGGCCAUUUUCUUUUUGAAGUUAUAAUGUUUAAUCAUAAGAGUUAGCUUAUUUAUUCCGAUAACUAUUUUGGUUUGUUCGUAAGCAGCACAGUUCUACUUUGCCCACAAGAAGUUUCUUAAGAGGUUAACUUGGCUAUAAUUUAUAUUUUGAAUCUUAAACAUCGCAAUAUAUGUAUAUUAUUUAUGUAUUUAUUAAAAGCGUGUGAGGGUCUGGAAUUCUCAAUUUAAUACCACUUGCCCAGCCCAUCUAACCCAUCAUUGAUAUUUAUUAGUGCAUAUUUAUGUUAAUUCAAUUCAGUAGCACGUAUCGAUCCACUUACUUCUUCCUUCUUUUCUUAAUUUAUCGAUUCGAUUUAGAUAUAUUUGCGUUUGUUUUCCGUUGUCUACCAUAUAGUCUAGUCCCCAAGCCAAACUCUUGGAAGAGUGAAGCGUUACUGUAUGUGUCAUUUAAACCAAGAAGAAAGCAAAGCGUUCUUAAUAUUAAGAAGUUGUACAAUUUAUCCAAACUAUCCAAUGUCGAACUCCCCACUGCUUAACCAAGCGAACUGAUGAGUGAACGAUAGGAUCUUUUAGUCACAUUUCGACCAAAGGCUAAUAGAAACAGGAAGAGCCCAACAUGGUGCACGCAACGUAUGUGGUCUCGGUCUAGAGGAGGGGAUGGAAAUAAUAGCUAUUACUUAGCUCACUUAAAUUUAAUAAGGCUAUGCGUUGUGGAAGAUGAAGCUCUAUCAAACUAUCAUGACUGAAAAAAACUUAUAUGAAUAGAAUGAACCACAGUGAGAGCAUUCUUGGCAGAGUUUUUUGGACGGGCAGCGUCGCCAUGCCGACACAAACGCUGGUGCAAUCAACUUAUACCUAAUAUUGUACAUUAACCGGCGUUGCCAUGGUUAUCGUUUGUUUUUAUACUUUAUCGACACAAGCACAUCUGAACUUCUCAACUACCACGUGCCAUCUUGCUUCCCUAUCAUGAUUCGCGUGCAGUAAGAGACCAAAGCAAAACUACAUAAAAGAAUGUGAAACAACGUUAUGGUCAAACCCCGGUUGAAUCUCAGAUAGAAAAUGAUAAGCGAAGCUUUUAUUAUACACCAACUAUGUCCACCACGUACAAGAGUGCGAAAGUCCGCCAGAGUGUCAAGUAACUUGAAACCAAAAAUGGCUUGAGAAAUCCAUCGCGCUUUAUAUAAUGAUAGUCUUGUGAAUUAAAUAAACUGUAAAAUACGUUCUUUUUCUUUGGAAAUACUCUGCGUCGUUCAUUGAGCUAAAACAAUGCCUAAUAAUCCUUGUAUUUAUGUGCAACUUCAUG
Molecule: messenger RNA, 8397 nt
Organism: Anopheles darlingi
Lineage: Eukaryota; Metazoa; Arthropoda; Insecta; Diptera; Culicidae
Exons: 5
Coding region: 1487-6895 (1802 amino acids)
Biological process (GO): regulation of transcription by RNA polymerase II
Cellular component (GO): nucleus
Molecular function (GO): RNA polymerase II transcription regulatory region sequence-specific DNA binding; protein binding
Source: RefSeq, a predicted model, not a curated record